AUGCGUGAGUGGCUCCUUCUCCUCGUACUCCCGCUCGUCUUGACGCUGGCAAGCGGUGCCCUUUUGGCUCUAGUCAUCAAGCAGAUAACUAAGCUGUCAACGCCAAGCCAAGGGUCGUCGAUUCGCGUGGAAGGGGUUGGCAAACCUACUUUUCAUCGCACGCACGACGCCGCUGACCGAUAA
Molecule: messenger RNA, 183 nt
Organism: Peronospora matthiolae
Lineage: Eukaryota; Oomycota; Peronosporomycetes; Peronosporales; Peronosporaceae
Source: the annotation of a GenBank genome assembly